Calidris pugnax (ruff) is the source of this 3511-nucleotide messenger RNA. RefSeq names its product sphingosine-1-phosphate phosphatase 2 (gene SGPP2). The record is from RefSeq and is a predicted model, not a curated record. Lineage: Eukaryota; Metazoa; Chordata; Aves; Charadriiformes; Scolopacidae. Bases 1 to 1275 code for a protein of 424 amino acids. Gene Ontology annotation, cellular component: endoplasmic reticulum membrane. The transcript has 6 exons. Gene Ontology annotation, molecular function: sphingosine-1-phosphate phosphatase activity. Gene Ontology annotation, biological process: phospholipid dephosphorylation; sphingosine metabolic process.
AUGCUCCGCCGACCCGCGGCUCCUGGCCGGUGUGGCACGGGGGGGGGCUCGGGCCGGGCUCGGAGCUGUGUCACCGCUGUGCCGCCGCCGCUGCCCGGGCCUGUGCGGGACCGCGGCCGUCCCUGGCAGCGGGGGCUCCGGCGGGGCUCGGCCGGGCAGGUGUCGGCGCCGGGCGGCCCGGGCUGUGGUUCGGUUGUGUACCCGAAAGGAACAGGGAAGGGCAUGACGCAACCCACGUGUACAGGUGAGGAGGUUAAUAACCAGCGUAACAGCGAGGUGAUGGUGACAGAAAGGGAAAAGGGUUAUGCGCAGAAGUAUAUUGUGAAGAACUACUUCUACUACUACUUGUUCAAGUUUUCCGCUGCUUUGGGUGAAGAGAUUUUUUAUAUCACUUUCCUUCCAUUUAUCUACUGGAACAUAGACCACUCUGUGUCUAGGAGGAUGAUAAUUAUUUGGUCUAUAGUGAUGUACAUAGGCCAGGUCUCCAAGGACAUCCUGAAGUGGCCUCGGCCCCUCUCACCACCUGUCGUCAAGCUGGAGCUGAGGACGGACGCCGAGUAUGGGAUGCCUUCCACCCACGCCAUGGCAGCCACUGCCAUCUCCUUCUCCUUUCUCAUUGCAACCAUGAACCAGUACAAGUAUCCGUUCGAGCUAGGCCUGGCGGCAGCGUUUGUGUUUUCCAUGCUGGUGUGUCUCAGCAGGCUCUACACGGGGAUGCACACAGUCCUGGACGUGAUUGGUGGAGCGCUGAUUUCGGCUGUGCUGCUCGUGCUCUUGUACCCUGCGUGGGACACGAUAGAUCACUUGCUGUUAACCAGUCCCUUCUGCCCACUGCUUUCCAUAGUCGUGCCUCUUGUCUUAUGUUACAACUACCCCAAACUAGACUAUUACAGCCCCACCAGGGGAGACACUACCACUAUCUUAGGAGCAGGAGCUGGAGCAACUGUGGGAUUUUGGUUAAACAACCAGUAUGCCUCGCCAGCCUACACCGGCGAAAAUUUUCAGCUUGGAUUUCCUCCCGUCACCAGUAAAUUAGUGGUGGUCGUGCUAGCCAGGUUCUUGGUAGGGAUCUUUAUUGUUCUACUGACACGGCGGCUGAUGAAGAGCGUGGUCCUCAGCGUGCUGGGCUAUCGGUACCAGUUUCCCCUCGGAGACCUGGCAGCCCGGAGAAGGCUGGAAGUGGAAGUGCCCUAUAAGUUUGUAACGUACUCCUCGGUUGGCUUCUGUGCGACUGUGCUCGUGCCCCUGCUGCACGAGCUGUUAGGACUGAUGUGAGCGCAGCGCCUGCCUCGCAGCCUCACGUGUGGCACCACCAUUUCAGAGAUGCGAUGAGUCCAUCAAGGCUGGUAACUUGACCAAAAAAAAGCGUUUUGUGCCUUUCUGCACUGGCCCAGAGUACCCGAUACGGAAGAGUCACGGGAAUCGCUGUACAUGAAUAACUUUGGGUUAGAAAGUGCUGACCCUGCUUUUCCCCAUAAUUAGUCCCUGGCCCAGAGGACUAAAGAUGACAAGCCAAGAGUACAAAGCCAAAAUCCCUGCUGGAGCGGCAGCAGCGGCCGGUUUGCUGUGGAGUCGGGGGUGCCGGGAAGCGUGGCUGUGCCUGUGGGACACCAGCCCUGGGGCUUCCUGGGCUGCAAAACCACCUGCCUGGCCACCGGCUUGCUCCUGCUGAAGUAGGAGAGCAAGCCAAGGGCAGGCUCCUGUUUGGGGCACGGGGGACCAAGCAGCUGGUGGGGUUGGGGAGGAAACGACCAGCCAAGAGCAAAGUGCUGUCCUUGGGGCGUGCAGAGCUCUGCCUGCGUCCCGCUGUCCCCUGGGGACCAGGGGUGAAGGAAGAGGGGCUGAAGAUGGGAAGGUGAUGUGGAGGUUCUUCGAGCGCUGGCACCUUCCCACUGCUGGGCUUUGGUAGGGGUGUCCUGCUGGCCAAGGUCAGCAGGUUUCUUCAGCAACCAGCAUUGGCAGAGAUCAGACAGCCACAUUUGGGUAUGGCUCAGUGUUUCCCUAAAGAAAUCUGGUGAUUAUUGUACUUGUUGCUUGUCAUAGUGUCUUCUGAAGGCACUGCCAGUUCUGUGUAUAUGGUUUUACCCAUUGCAGUCCCUAAAAACACAAAAAACCAAAACCAAAACAAACAACCCAACAAUAAAAAAAAAACAAAGAAGUGUAACAGAAGAAAGAAAAAUCCAACAAAAACCGCUUUAAAUAUUUGUAACAAAUUUAUCUUGGGAAUUAAUAAGAAAGCCUCCACUAAAAGAUCCUUUACCUACAUAAAACUCAACAGAGCUGUUACCACAAAGUUGAGAUUUGUGUUCAAAGUGUUUAACUCUGAUUUAGCUUCCCUGUCUAGGGGAUGGGACAAAGUCCUGCCUGUCCUGCAGGGGUGAGUAGUAGUGUCCUUAAAUCGCGUUGUGGAAGGAGCUGAGUGGUGACUCUGGUGACUGCAGCGUGUGGCGUGAUAAGAUGCCAUCGUUUUGUGGUGCUGCACAGCACUGCGGUUGGUCUUCCAUGCAUCUUGCAAUACCAUGUAUACACUUGUAGAAUAGAAGUUGAGGAGUGUUCAUAGGAGGGUUGUUGCUAUAACUCAGGCUGCUUAUUUUAAAAAAUACAUGUCUCAGCUGUUGGACCAAUGAGCUGUUGAGAAAUACAGCAGUGACUGUGGUCUGCUUGGCUAGAAAAAUGUAACACACCAUGACCAUGGAGCUUCAAGCAUGGCCCCUGUGCCUUUCCCUGGCAGAAUGUACAGUCAAAGCCAGCUUUUUAACUGUGUACACUUGUCUGCUUGGCUGCAAGAAAAAAUAAGCUGAAGAAUGUAAAGGAGGUGCUUUGCCAUCAGUUGACCACUUGGAUAAAUAUAAUCAAGCUCCAAAAAUGUCUCUGGGAGUUUUGUCUGAGGAGGGGGAGGAAUGCACGUGAAAGAGCUGAGCCAUUUUAAAACCAGGUCGGUGGUCUCCAGAAGAAAUGCAAGCAGAGAUUUUCACCAUUUUGAGGUUUGCCCAGGCUGUGGAUAAACUGUUUUAACUUAGGCUGCGUGGACUUUACAUGUGCAUGCAAACAGCUUCAACCGCUCUUUCAGCACGUGCCACCAAAGCCAUGGGGGUCUGUCCUCCAUCCCCCUCCUUCCCACACGCCACAGAAGUGCUGCCAUCAGGCUUUAAAACACCUUUAAAAUACUUUCUGUUAAAGUGCUUUAUGAGGUACAGGGCAGAGCUGAAGCCCUGUGGAGGUGCCACAGGGAAAUUGGGAAAAUGGGACCAAAAUUGGGAAAAAAUUUGACAGCAAGCUGUGGGGUGGAACCAGUUAGUCCCAAGAAAGGCAUGGUGUGACGAGGACAUUCAUGCAGUUUCAUGUGUAAAAUUUCUGUUCUGAAUCACAGCUAUUUUACGCUUAUGAAGAUUUUAUAAAUUAUAUAUAAAUGCUUGGAUUUAUAAAGUACAUGCACAAAUAUUUUUACCUUUUAUAGUAUUCACCUGCAUGUGACUCAUGCAAUACAUGCAAACUGUACUUGGUUCAAAUU